This is a messenger RNA of Letharia columbiana, 291 nucleotides long. RefSeq lists its product as uncharacterized. The coding region runs from base 1 to 291 and encodes 96 amino acids. The transcript has a single exon. Lineage: Eukaryota; Fungi; Ascomycota; Lecanoromycetes; Lecanorales; Parmeliaceae. The record is from RefSeq and is a predicted model, not a curated record.
AUGGCUGAGUUGGUCGGUCUUGCGGCUAGUAUCGUCGGUCUCGCAGGGGCUGCUGCUACCGUAUCACCAACGCUUUAUGACUUCGUCGGAACCGUCAGAUACGCAAAAGAGGAACUCAACGCCUUAGCCAUCGAAGCACCGGAUUUUUCCACAGUCUUAGAUCACCUCAGUGCCGUCUUGAAUCAAAACGGGGACUGCAUCAUCUCGAAAACGGUCGAAACAAUAGAUACGCUCAUCAAGCGUUGUGAGCGUCUUCUCGAAGAGUUUAGUCUGACUAUCGAUAUAGUCUAA